UUGUUUCGCGCGAAAACGACAAGGUGGCACUGUUCCGGCUGCUGAAGGUGGAAAAGUUAUCUGUGCACCAUGGCUGAUUCAUCUGAGUCUUUCAACGUUGCAACUAGCCCUACUCGGGGCUCCAGACGGGGUGACCUCACGUCCAGUCCUGGCCGCGAUCUUCCUCCUUUUGAGGAUGAGUCCGAGGGGCUUCUGGGAGCCGAGGGACUUCCUGAUGAGGAGGAAGAAGAUGGAGAAGACCUGAUUGGAGAUGAUAUGGAAAGAGAUUAUCGGGCAAUUGCAGAGCUUGACGUCUACGAGGCUGAAGGACUUGACGACGAUGAGGAUUUGUCAGAGCUUUCGCCUGGUGCUCGAGCUGCGGCUGAGGCAGCCAUGCGUCGAAGAGACCAGGAAAGAGGGCUGAGCGGGCGAAUGAGAAGGGGACUUUUGUAUGACAGUGAAGAUGAAGAUGAUGAGCGCCCAGCUCGCAAGAGGCGCUUGGCAGAGGUAGCAGCUGAUGGAGCAGCGCCAGAUGAGGAUGAAGAAAUGAUUGAGAGUAUCGAAAACCUGGAGGACAUGAAGGGACACUCUGUCAAGGAAUGGGUGUCCAUGGCAGCCCCACGGCUAGAGAUCUACCACCGUUUCAAGAACUUCCUAAGGACUCAUGUGGAUGAGCACGGGCACAACGUCUUCAAGGAAAAGAUCAGUGACAUGUGCAAAGAAAACAGGGAGAGUCUGGUGGUAAACUAUGAGGACUUGGCAGCCCGAGAGCAUGUCCUAGCGUACUUUCUGCCCGAGGCUCCAACUGAAAUGCUGAAGAUCUUUGAUGAGGCAGCCAAGGAGGUAGUGCUGGCCAUGUACCCAAAAUAUGACCGCAUUGCUCGUGAAAUCCACGUCCGCAUCUGUAACUUGCCUUUAGUGGAGGAACUCCGUUCCCUCAGGCAACUGCACUUGAAUCAGCUGAUCCGCACCAGUGGGGUAGUUACCAGUUGCACGGGUGUCCUCCCCCAGCUCAGCAUGGUCAAGUACAACUGUAACAAGUGCAGUUUUAUUCUUGGGCCUUUCUUCCAGUCACAGAACCAGGAGGUUAAGCCUGGCUCAUGUCCAGAGUGUCAAUCUUUGGGGCCCUUUGAAAUCAAUAUGGAGGAGACAGUUUAUCAAAACUACCAGCGCAUCGCAAUUCAAGAGAGUCCUGGGAAGGUGGCCGCAGGGCGCUUGCCACGCUCAAAAGAUGCUAUCCUCUUGGCUGACCUGGUGGACAGCUGCAAACCUGGGGAUGAGAUUGAGCUGACUGGCAUUUACACCAAUAAUUACGAUGGUUCCUUGAACACAGCCAAUGGGUUCCCAGUGUUUGCCACAAUCAUCAUGGCCAAUCAUAUCACAAAAAGAGAUGACAAAGUGUCCAUUGGUGAAAUGACCGAUGAAGAUGUCAAAGCCAUUGUUGCACUGUCGAAAGACGAGCGCAUUGGAGAGCGAAUUUUUGCAAGUAUUGGCCCCUCUAUUUAUGGCCACGAGGAAAUCAAGAGAGGACUUGCUCUGGCAUUGUUUGGGGGAGAACCAAAGAACCCAGGUGGAAAACAUAAAGUCAGAGGGGACAUUAACAUUCUUUUAUGUGGUGACCCUGGCACAGCCAAGUCUCAGUUCUUGAAGUAUGUGGAGAAGGUGGCCAGCAGGGCUGUGUUCACUACUGGCCAGGGCGCCUCAGCUGUCGGUCUCACUGCCUACGUCCAGAGGCACCCUGUGAGCAGAGAGUGGACCCUAGAAGCUGGAGCUCUGGUGCUGGCAGACCGAGGAGUGUGUCUCAUUGAUGAGUUUGACAAGAUGAAUGACCAAGACAGGACCAGUAUCCACGAGGCAAUGGAGCAGCAAAGCAUUUCUAUCUCCAAGGCUGGCAUAGUCACAUCUCUCCAAGCUCGCUGUACUGUUAUCGCAGCUGCUAACCCCAUUGGUGGCCGUUAUGACCCCUCUCUGACCUUUUCAGAAAACGUUGACUUAACUGAGCCCAUUGUGUCUCGUUUCGACAUCUUGUGUGUCGUUCGAGAUACUGUCGAUCCUGUCCAGGAUGAAAUGCUCGCUCGCUUUGUUGUGGGCAGUCAUGUCAAGCAUCACCCCACAAACAAAGAGGCUGCCAAUUACAACUUGGAAGAAGUUAUCCUGCCCAAUACUUAUGGGGUAGACCCCAUCCCCCAGGAACUGCUCAAGAAGUACAUCAUCUAUGCGAAAGAGAAGGUGCAUCCCAAGCUCAAUCAGAUGGACCAGGACAAGGUGGCCAAAAUGUACAGUGACCUGCGCAAAGAAUCCAUGGCAACUGGAAGCAUUCCCAUUACAGUGCGCCACAUCGAGUCCAUGAUCCGCAUGGCGGAGGCUCAUGCUCGUAUGCAUUUGCGUGACUAUGUUGUCGAGGAUGAUGUCAAUAUGGCUAUUCGUGUCAUGCUGGAGAGUUUCAUAGACACACAGAAGUUCAGUGUCAUGAGGAGUAUGCGCAAGACCUUUGCCCGUUACUUGGCAUUCAGAAGAGACAACAAUGAGCUGCUGCUUUUCAUCUUGAAGCAGCUGGUAGCAGAACAAUUGAUGUACCAGAGGAACCGCUAUGGGGCACAACAAGACACCAUUGAGGUACCAGAGAAAGACCUGACUGACAAGGCCCGACAGAUCAACAUACAUAACUUGUCUGCCUUUUAUGACAGCGAUGUCUUCAAAAUGAAUAAAUACAUCCAUGACAGCAAGAAAAAGCUCAUCAUUCAGCAGUUCUAGUGCAGCCGACUUUGAGACUCUGUGAACUGAUGAUGAUGAUGAUGCUGUGACCUCUUGUGGGUGACAGCCAAGUGAAGCACUGAACCAUCCAAUGGAGACAUUUCUGCGUUUCUUGAUUCAGACUUUAAUCACAUGUGCAGCAAUCCUUGCUUCUAGUUUUAAGCAAUAAGCAGUUUUCACUGUUCUUCACGCACUUUCGAUGAAAGAAAAUGAAUCAAAAAGACUUGAGGCUAAAUCCCCCAGCUCCUCCACAUUGCUUUGCUGCAGUGUCACCACUUGUUCUUUGGUUGGUGGGUGGCUUAAUAGUAAGAGGGCAUCUGUCAAUUUACUGUAAUGUUGUACUUUUAGAUAACAUUCUGUAUUAUUGAACUAAUCUGUUACAUUUGGUCCCAAGUGUGAUUUGAAUCGAUACAUCCAAAGCCUUGUUCCUUUAAGUUUUGUCCACCCUAAAGGCUAAAACUGUUAAGGUGCAUUCUUGGUGACCAUCUUUGACACUGAAUGUACUGUUAAGUCAAGUGCAGUUUCUUACGGAGGUGAAUACGAAAAUGAUUCUGAUAAAGAGUGAUGGGAUCCCUAUCUGUAUUUUUUUACAGGUAUGUAUCAAUAGGCAAAGUUCUGGAAGAUGAUACAUUUUUUAAAGGAGCUUCUGGGUAUUUUUUGUAUCAUAAAUUAUAUGCGUUUGUUUUGUAAAGUAUUCAAUAAAGUUCAUAAAAUAAU
Messenger RNA from Erpetoichthys calabaricus (reedfish), 3450 nucleotides. It is a transcript of the gene mcm2, whose product is annotated as minichromosome maintenance complex component 2. Gene Ontology annotation, cellular component: MCM complex; nucleus. The transcript is spliced from 16 exons. Gene Ontology annotation, biological process: mitotic DNA replication initiation; DNA replication; double-strand break repair via break-induced replication. Bases 70 to 2733 code for a protein of 887 amino acids. The record is from RefSeq and is a predicted model, not a curated record. Lineage: Eukaryota; Metazoa; Chordata; Cladistia; Polypteriformes; Polypteridae. Gene Ontology annotation, molecular function: single-stranded DNA helicase activity; ATP binding; 3'-5' DNA helicase activity.